CCAGUCGUCCAGCAUGCUCUGCCCACUCCACGCCGAGGUGCACUGACCAUGAGCCUCAACUCCUCCCUCGGCCACAGGAAGGAGCUGAGUAACCUCACUGAGCAGGAGGGUGGUGGAGGAGGUGUCAUCAUCACCGAGUUCAUCGCCAUCAUCAUCAUCACCAUUUUUGUCUGCCUGGGCAACCUGGUCAUCGUGGUCACCUUGUACAAGAAGUCUUACCUCCUCACCCUCAGCAACAAGUUUGUCUUCAGCCUGACCCUGUCCAACCUCCUGCUGUCUGUGUUGGUGCUGCCCUUCGUGGUAACCAGCUCCAUUCGGAGGGAAUGGAUCUUUGGCGUGGUCUGGUGCAACUUCUCCGCCCUGCUCUACCUGCUGAUCAGCUCGGCCAGCAUGCUCACGCUCGGGGUCAUUGCCAUCGACCGCUACUAUGCUGUCCUGUACCCCAUGGUGUACCCCACGAAGAUGACGGGGAACCGCGCGGUCAUGGCACUUGUCUACAUCUGGCUCCACUCCCUCGUUGGCUGUCUGCCACCCCUGUUUGGUUGGUCGUCGGUGGAGUUUGCUGAGUUCAAGUGGAUGUGUGUGGCUGCGUGGCACCGGGAGCCUGGCUACACCGCCUUCUGGCAGAUCUGGUGCGCCUUGUUCCCCUUUCUGGUCAUGCUGGUGUGCUAUGGCUUCAUCUUUCGCGUGGCCAGAGUAAAGGCACGCAAGGUGCACUGUGGCACGGUGGUCAUCGUGGAGGAGGACGGCCAGAGGACUGGGAGGAAGAACUCCAGCACCUCCACCUCCUCUUCGGGCAGUAGGAGGAACGCCUUUCAGGGUGUGGUCUACUCGGCCAACCAGUGCAAAGCCCUCAUCACCAUCCUGGUGGUCAUUGGUGCCUUCAUGGUCACCUGGGGCCCCUACAUGCUUGUCAUCACCUCCGAGGCCCUCUGGGGGAAGAACUGUGUCUCCCCGACCUUGGAGACCUGGGCCACAUGGCUGUCCUUCACCAGUGCCAUCUGCCACCCCCUGAUCUAUGGACUCUGGAACAAGACGGUUCGCAAGGAACUACUGGGCAUGUGCUUUGGGGACCGGUAUUACCGGGAACCAUUUGUGCAGCGACAGAGGACUUCCAGGCUCUUCAGCAUUUCCAACAGGAUCACAGACCUGGGCCUGUCCCCACACCUCACAGCGCUCAUGGCCGGUGGACAGCCCCUGGGGAACAGCAGCAGCACUGGGGACACUGGCUUCAGCUGCUCUCAGGACUCAGGGACGGACAUGAUGCUGCUUGAAGACUACACGUCUGAUGACAACCCUCCCUCCCACUGUACUUGCCCACCCAAAAGAAGGAGCUCAGUGACGUUUGAGGAUGAGGUGGAACAAAUCAAAGAAGCUGCCAAGAACUCUAUUCUUCAUGUGAAAGCCGAAGUACACAAGUCCUUGGACAGUUACGCAGCCAGUUUGGCCAAAGCCAUUGAGGCUGAAGCCAAAAUCAACUUAUUUGGGGAGGAGGCUUUGCCAGGGGUCUUGUCUGCAGUACGGACUGUCCCUGGGGCUGGCUUUGGGGGCCGCCGAGGCAGCAGAACUCUUGCCAGUCAGAGGCUGCAGCUGCAGAGCAUUGAAGAAGGGAACAUUUUAGCUGCGGAACACAGAUGA
This is a messenger RNA of Cynocephalus volans (Philippine flying lemur), 1638 nucleotides long. RefSeq names its product G protein-coupled receptor 161 (gene GPR161). Gene Ontology annotation, biological process: G protein-coupled receptor signaling pathway. The record is from RefSeq and is a predicted model, not a curated record. Gene Ontology annotation, molecular function: G protein-coupled receptor activity. NCBI's taxonomy places the organism in Eukaryota, Metazoa, Chordata, Mammalia, Dermoptera, Cynocephalidae. Gene Ontology annotation, cellular component: recycling endosome; plasma membrane. Bases 49 to 1638 code for a protein of 529 amino acids. The transcript is spliced from 5 exons.